AUGGGCUGCUGUGGCUGUUCCGGAGGUUGUGGCUCUGGCUGUGGGGGUUGUGGCUCCAGCUGCUGUGUGCCCGUCUGCUGCUGCAAGCCCGUGUGCUGCUGUGUGCCGGCCUGUUCCUGCUCCAGCGGUGGCAAAGGGGGCUGUGGCUCUUGUGGGGGCUCCAAGGGGGGCUGUGGCUCUUGUGGCUGCUGCCAGUCCAGCUGCUGCCAGCCCGUGUGCUGCUGUGUGCCAGCCUGUUCCUGCUCCAGCUGUGGCUCUUGUGGGGGCUCCAAGGGGGGCUGUGGUUCCUGCGGGGGCUGUAGCUCCUGUGGGGGCUCCAAGGGGGGCUGUGGGUGCUGUCAGUCCAGCUGCUGCAAGCCCUGCUGCUGUCAGUCCAGCUGCUGCAAACCCUGCUGCUGUCAGUCCAGCUGUUGCCAGUCCAGCUGCUGCAAGCCCUGCUGCUGUCAAUCCAGCUGCUGCAAGCCCUGCUGCUGCCAGUCCAGCUGCUGCGGCCCCGUUUGCUGCCAGUGCAAGAUCUAA
Messenger RNA from Carlito syrichta (Philippine tarsier), 519 nucleotides. Its product is annotated as keratin-associated protein 5-2-like. Lineage: Eukaryota; Metazoa; Chordata; Mammalia; Primates; Tarsiidae. The transcript has a single exon. The record is from RefSeq and is a predicted model, not a curated record. Bases 1 to 519 code for a protein of 172 amino acids.